AUGCCCGGAGCGCCGCUUGAGUCGUUCCUCGACGCUGUUCCGGAGCCGCUGAUCUGCGCGGAGGCAGCGUACCCGCCCGUGAUCGCGUGCGAUGCAGAGCACGUUUUCUGCGAUGGGUGCCUGAAGCAAGUGCGGGACGGCGAAGGAGCGGCGCAGGGAUGCCCGACGUGCAGGCAGCCUUUGCAGGAGCAGCGGGUUAGCAUGGUCCUCAAGCGCGUCCUCGACGGUCUCAAGUUCAAGUGUCGCUACGGAGGGUCGGGAUGCGAAUGGGCGGCGGCUGCUGGCGAAGAAGAGGCUCACGCGAAGGGCGACUGUGACUUCCGCCUGAUCCGCUGCGAGCACUGCAACGGCGACCGUCUCGCCAAGGACUUCCCGCGCCACGCUCACAUGUGCGCCGAGUGGCCCGUCGACUGCUCGAACAAGGCGAACGGCUGCGUCACUUCGAUCAAGCGCGGUCAGGUCGAUGCGCACACGUCUGUCUGCCCGUACAACAAGUGCAUCAACUACGACCAGUGCAACACGUCGACGACUAAGGAGCUCCUCCUCGUUCACGAAGCCGCCUGCACCCGACUCUUGACUCGCCUUCGCGAAGCGGAAACCGCUCGGCGCAACGACUCGAUCACUCGGUACCGCUCCUCAAUUUCGUCGAAGGCACCGGAAGUUGCUGUUGGCGGGGGAAGGGAGGGUCCGCUCGGGUGCUACCCUCGCAGGAUCACCGGCGGAAGUCAUUCGCCUACCCGCGAUGACAGCAACCUUUGGGGGACCCUCCAGCUUGGCAUGGCUGGAGCCAAGCGCGGUCUGGCCGAAGACUCACCGUCGCCGCAGAAGAAGCGUUGCAAGGAAGAAGUCGUCUUCCUCGACGACUAA
Molecule: messenger RNA, 867 nt
Organism: Rhodotorula toruloides NP11
Lineage: Eukaryota; Fungi; Basidiomycota; Microbotryomycetes; Sporidiobolales; Sporidiobolaceae
Product: ubiquitin-protein ligase
Exons: 5
Coding region: 1-867 (288 amino acids)
Cellular component (GO): cytoplasm
Molecular function (GO): metal ion binding; ubiquitin protein ligase activity
Source: RefSeq, a predicted model, not a curated record